Messenger RNA from Canariomyces notabilis, 903 nucleotides. RefSeq lists its product as uncharacterized. The transcript is spliced from 3 exons. Bases 124 to 762 code for a protein of 212 amino acids. Lineage: Eukaryota; Fungi; Ascomycota; Sordariomycetes; Sordariales; Chaetomiaceae. The record is from RefSeq and is a predicted model, not a curated record.
AGAAUUCGUUUCUUCUCCUGAGCUCGUUCAACUCUCAAGGGUUAUCCACUCGUUUGACGCUCAAGGACUAUCAUCCACUCGUUCAAUUCAAUAGCCUACCAAGCAUAUUACCUUAUAAACAAAAUGCUUCCCUCAAUCGUCAUUGUUGCGGCUGCUCUCGGCCUUGCAAAUGCGGCCAACAACUUGAACCCCGUGAGCCCUCGCUGGUCUCUCAACAAGCGACAGGGCGAGUCGUUCCGGCCCGGUGAGAACACUGGCUUUGGAGAGACCUGUGUCGAAGCCUUUGGUCCCGGCUUUAUCGAAUGCCGCCCUGCAUCGGCUACGGACAGCAUGCUCUGCAUCAACCCCGACCUCGGCCACACAUGCUGCAGCAACCUCUGGGGUUGUCCCGCCGACUCUUUUUGCCUCGUCGAUGGCCUCUGCUGCCCUACGGGCCUUGAUCCCGUCACCUGUGCGGCCGAGAACGGCGUUAGCCUCCCACCUAAUUUUGGCGCGACCACCACCUCCACCCCUGAGGAUACUGCCACGGCCACGGCUACGGCCACCGUUCGGACUACUACUACUGAAGCCACGGCCACGUCUGGGAUUGCCCACACUACGAGCACCACAAGAGCACCGAUUCAUGGGACCGGAAGCUUUGGCAAUGGAACAGCAACCCGUACCGCUACCACUUCGAGACCUGUGGUCACCGCUGGUGCUUACAAGGAGAAAGCUGGCAUUGCUGCCGUUAUGCUAGGUCUUGGUGUUGCCAUCAUUGUCUAAGCGCCUGUCUAUGUUCUGGACACUACCUGCUUUACUUAGGUAGCUAUUAGCUAAGGUAGUAGUUGGCUAUAAUGCUUAUGUGUGUACUAGUAUAUGUAGGUAAUCUUGCUGUCUCCAGCUGGCAAGGAACAACUAGACAGC